AUGUUCGAGUCUGUCAUUGACACCACCGGGUGUCACUUCAUAAAGGCUAAAGCCUUCGGCCCAUUUCCAGCGAUAGUCAGUCCUUGGGCAGAGAAUGGUAACUUGACAGUCUACCUGAAGCGUCAAGGUGGGGCUCUUACUGUCGUUAGACGAUUCCAGCUGGAUUAUCCCAACUAUUAUCAGUCAAUCACACAUCCGAUUGCCUUGUCCACACCUCGAAAUAUUAUGCACUACAAAGAGGACUGGGAGCUCAUGUUCAACAACGCACAGACGUAUAACCAGGAGGCACUUUGGAGAGUUGUCACUGCAGAGACAGGGCUAGCUGGCGCCUCACCAGCUCUAGGUGGACCCUUGAGCUCUGCAGCAUAUGACAACUCUGUGCCUACAUCUAUGGAUGAAGAUGAGUGGCUGCAGCUGGGCAGGGCUCAGAGUGCUGGUUGCAAACAGACGAAGCCUGCUCUUGACAUCAAGGAUCCAGUCGAUGAUGAUUUGAAUCUGAACCCUUCAAUCAAUACACCAGAUGCAGAAUGUCACAUUCAAGCUCACUCCAGCUUCGCGGGUGUUCAAUAUAUAUUCAAUGUUCAGCAAUUUGGCAAACAUUCAUGCUUGGACGACUUGGACUCCAAUACAGCUUUCCCCUCCAACACGUCAUAUCGUGAAGUGCCACCAGCACAUGGUUUAUUUAAUAUGGAUGACAUUCUUGGCAAGCUUCUAGGAAUGGCCAAAGGAACUUGGGAGAAGCUGUCCCAGGUCGCUGUCCUGGGCGCUGAAUAUGACUCCCCUGAACGCCAGCCCCAUCCGAAAUGUUUGGAAGGGACCCGAGUAGACCUUCUCAAACUCAUCCACAGACUGUUAGACAAGCGAGAGAAGAGUCAAAUCAUUUGGCUGCAUGGCACGGCAGGCGUCGGAAAGUCUGCCGUGGCAUUCACUGUAGCUGAAAGAAUGAAAAGUCUGAAAAUAACACAGAAUACGAAAAUUGAAACAAGGCUCGCGGGGACAUUCUUUUUCUCGCGCAAUUCCAAGGAACGCAGCACGACUGGUCAUUUCUUUGCGACCCUUGCUUACCAGCUUGUGAGCAAUUUCCCCAGCGUCAAGAACGACGUGAACAAAGCUAUUCACGAGAAUCCUGCCGUUCUAGACUCCAGCAAAUCUCUUUGUGAUCAGAUGAAGGUAUUAUUUCGCCAGCCUCUCCGGCACCUGCAAUUCAGGUUACGUGCCUGUCCGCCUCUGGUCUUUGUCAUCGAUGCCCUCGAUGAAUGCAAACCCAAAACCGUCGCCGAUCUUAUCUCCCUCCUUGGGGAAGCUCUUCACGAUCCCGAUCUUCCUGUGAUCCACAUUUUACUCACAAGUCGCUUGGAGGAGCAUAUCCGUAAAGCCAUUCAAAAAGUGCACGCACUGGUAUACGAGAUACCGGUGAAUACUUCUGGGGAGGGCAUUUCUUGUACCAUUUUGUUAGACGGCGAAGAUGUCGACAAUGACAUCUAUAUCUUCUUACAGCAUUCCUUCACGGAGUUGCAAAGUUGCCAUCCUGAUUUCCCUCAGCUCGCUGCAGAUAAACUUACAUGGCUGGCGAACCGAGCUGGCAGACAUUUCAUUGUGGCAUCUACAAUGAUGAAGUUUGUCGACGAUGGAUACAAUGACCCCCUGGAUCGCCUUGAGCUCAUGCUCGAGCUAACGAAUGAACUGUUACCUGGGACCGAAGUGUAUGAGCUAUACAACCAUAUCCUCUCCACCUGUUCGAACCCUAGCCGGGCAUACCAGCACUUGUCCAUUGUUGCUGCCCUUGCAGACCCUCUGCCGAUCUCACAGAUCUCGAAGCUCCUUGGUCUUGGUCAAGGCAGUGAUGUCGCAACCAUACUAGUACAGCUACAAUCAUUCAUGAAUAUUCCUGCCGACGGCAUCCAUCCUCACCACAUUCCCUACUCGCUUACUCGUCUUUCCGCUUGA
Messenger RNA from Suillus discolor, 1947 nucleotides. RefSeq lists its product as uncharacterized. The transcript is spliced from 9 exons. Lineage: Eukaryota; Fungi; Basidiomycota; Agaricomycetes; Boletales; Suillaceae. The record is from RefSeq and is a predicted model, not a curated record. Gene Ontology annotation, molecular function: protein binding. The coding region runs from base 1 to 1947 and encodes 648 amino acids.